GCUGAAAUCCGGAAAAUAUGGAUAUGUUUAAUCUUCAUCAAUUUGUUGUGGCAGCAAUAAAAAAUCUUUUACAAUUUCAACGCAUUAAAGAAGUAAAAUGGAUGAAUCCUCGAGCAUGUACAAACGAAGCAUAUACACCUACUUCUAUAGAGCAUGUAGCAAAUGUAGCUACUCAUGGAAUUUGGGUUUUACCAUCUGUCAUAGGUAGCUUGGAACUUAUUCGUCGUUCUACAACAUGGGCACAAUUAAUAUCAGCUUAUGUAUAUGGGACAUCUUUAAUUCUUGUUUUUACAGUAUCAACAUUUUUUCACAGUGUACAUUAUUGCAAUAAUAACAGACAACUUAAGGAUGCAUUGCAUCGUUGUGAUCGUGCAAUGAUUUACAUUUUCAUUGCUGCCAGUUAUUUUCCUUGGUUAAAUCUAGAUUAUUUCUUGGAUGAUGAAUUGUUAUUUGCAAUGCGUUAUGCUGUUUGGGUUAUGGCAAUAUUGGGUAUAUUGUACCAACAAAUCUUCCAUGAACGAUAUAAAAUGUUAGAAACAAUUUUUUAUUUAGUUAUGGGAAUAUGUCCUAGUAUUGCAAUUAUUAAUGUUCAUAAUUAUUAUAACAUUGCUGAACUAAAAAUGGGAGGACUUCUUUAUAUUUUUGGCUUGGUAUUUUUCAAAUCUGAUGGAAGAAUACCUUGUGCACAUGCAAUUUGGCAUCUUUUUGUUGCAAUAGGAGCUGGAUUUCAUUAUUAUGCCAUAUUAUGUCAUAUUUUUCCUGCAGCUGGUUCUCCAGACAACUUAAUAACAUCAGAUGUGCCAUCAUUACCGAAAUUGUUAAAAUCUCAUAUUGAAGAGUUGUAA
This is a messenger RNA of Habropoda laboriosa, 845 nucleotides long. RefSeq names its product monocyte to macrophage differentiation factor 2. Gene Ontology annotation, cellular component: membrane. Bases 18 to 845 code for a protein of 275 amino acids. Lineage: Eukaryota; Metazoa; Arthropoda; Insecta; Hymenoptera; Apidae. The transcript has 4 exons. Gene Ontology annotation, molecular function: pore-forming activity. The record is from RefSeq and is a predicted model, not a curated record.